UCUCUCUCUCACCCAUCAUCAACAAUGGCAAUCUCCAUUACCGAAGUCUACUUGGUCUCGCGAGACCACCUCAGGUUCACCGUGGAUUUCCACGGCACCCCCAUCUCCACCACCCUCACCUCCACCCCCAAAAUCGUCCGCAAAUGGCUCCAAACAACUCUGCACCGCAACGCCCGCCACCGUCACCGCCUCGUCGUCGGCCUAGGCGUCCAAUGGCGCCCAGCCUCCUCCCCCGGCGACGAACCGCCGGCCGCCACUCUCCAACUGUGCGUCGGCCGCCGUUGCCUAAUCUUCCAACUCCUCCACUCCCCCACCGUCCCAAACCUCCUCCGCCGCUUCUUGGAAAACCCCAACCACACGUUCGUCGGCAUGUGGAACCACUCCGACGAGAGGAAGCUGUUGUGCUGCUCGGAGCACGAGCUGGAGAUGUGGCGUCGUCCACUGGAUCUGAGGCUUUACGCUGCGUCGAGGUAUGACGGGCGGAGACUCCAUACGGAGUCUAGGGAGACUAUAGUGAGGGAGUGUCUUGGCCUCGAUGUGGAUUUCAACGAGUGGAUUGGGAGGAGUGAGUGGGCGGAGUAUGGCCUUCAUGAUCAUCAGGUCUUGUAUGCUACUGUUGAUGCUUACUGUUCGUUCUUGAUCGGGAAGGAUUUGAGGGCUUGGGAACUCUGAUCGUCUGCGAUGGAAUUGCUAAAGGUUAUCGAGGUGCAAAAUCUUGUUAGGUAACUGCCUUUAUCUAAUCCGAUUAGGACUUUU
This is a messenger RNA of Rhododendron vialii, 756 nucleotides long. RefSeq lists its product as uncharacterized. Lineage: Eukaryota; Viridiplantae; Streptophyta; Magnoliopsida; Ericales; Ericaceae. Gene Ontology annotation, molecular function: nucleic acid binding; 3'-5' exonuclease activity. The record is from RefSeq and is a predicted model, not a curated record. Bases 25 to 672 code for a protein of 215 amino acids. Gene Ontology annotation, biological process: nucleobase-containing compound metabolic process. The transcript has a single exon. Gene Ontology annotation, cellular component: nucleus; cytoplasm.